CUACUGCCGCAAUGGGCCCAGGAUAACUCAAGUCUUCUCGGCGAGGUCGGCUCAACAAAUGGUCUUCAGCAUCAACACCAACAACAGUCACUUCAUUUGUUGGCCGCUGGCCUUCCGGAUACAGACUUCGGGCUUUGUGGUCCAGAUUCUAUCCACAUAGAUCCUAGCCUUCAGUACUCAGAAUCGCCACCUUGGGACACUCUGCACUUGACGUCCGCUGCUUAUGUGACGCCUCCCGUCGGUGCCAGUCCCCUCGGCAUCCCGACUGAUCAGUCUUUCCUACCUGUCUUCAUCGACUCGUCACCCCCCGCCUUUUUCGACACAUUCUCCGAGACCUUUGUCCCCGUACAACUGGAACCACUCUUUGAAUCGAGCUCCAGUGCCAACUCCAAUUCCAACAGUCCAAACCAACUUCCGCCCCUGGAUAUGUUAAUACAUGCUGCUGAGCCAUCUCACCAGUCCUCGCCCAAUCACAUUAGUCAAGACCCGGAGAUUGCUAUUCCCCACGCCGACAAGAUCCUUCGUCGUCAGCGAAACACUAUUGCGGCUCGCAAGUACAGACAGAAGAAGGUCGAUCGCAUCGACGAGCUUGAAACAUUGCUGAAGGAGAUGACCCGGGAGAGGGAUGAUUUGCGAAUCCGCCUCGCCCGGCAGGAGGCAGAGACUGAGGCGCUCAAGAGUGUCAUGUGCAAUGAGAUUAAGUAA
Molecule: messenger RNA, 705 nt
Organism: Colletotrichum godetiae
Lineage: Eukaryota; Fungi; Ascomycota; Sordariomycetes; Glomerellales; Glomerellaceae
Exons: 2
Biological process (GO): regulation of transcription by RNA polymerase II
Cellular component (GO): nucleus
Molecular function (GO): RNA polymerase II transcription regulatory region sequence-specific DNA binding; DNA-binding transcription activator activity, RNA polymerase II-specific
Source: RefSeq, a predicted model, not a curated record